Molecule: messenger RNA, 3216 nt
Organism: Penicillium cataractarum
Lineage: Eukaryota; Fungi; Ascomycota; Eurotiomycetes; Eurotiales; Aspergillaceae
Product: phosphatase family protein
Exons: 1
Coding region: 1-3216 (1071 amino acids)
Biological process (GO): phosphatidylinositol dephosphorylation
Molecular function (GO): phosphatidylinositol-4,5-bisphosphate 5-phosphatase activity
Source: RefSeq, a predicted model, not a curated record
AUGUCGGCCCGCGAGCAGCAGCCGGCGCCCCCUCCCGGGUCCGAUCCACGAGAACAUGCGGCCGAAGACGUCGAGGACAUCGACAACCCGGGGCUUGAUUUACAGUCCUUGUCGCUUGCGGUGAAAGCAAGAAAGGCAGAUUAUACCCGCCGGCAAUCCAUCCGAGUGAAAAUAGGUACAUGGAAUGUGGCCGCUAUCAACGGUACCGAGAAAGACAUUGGAAAGUGGUUCGUGCAGGGACAAGGCGUGUCCGAGGAGUUCUCUGGCCUGAAGGGCUCGCAGUUCCGCCGGAAUGUCACUACGAAUGGAUCUUCUUCUCCGAGUGGGGACGGUGAUCCGAAGAAGGACGGCAGCGGCACCGCGCCUUUUCAGUGCAGCCCGGAAGAAGUCGAUCUCUAUGUUUUGGGCCUACAAGAGAUCGUUGACGUUUCCUCUCCAGCUGAAGCUCUUCGACCAUAUACGGAUCCCGGACCGGCAAGCAGGUGGAAAGAGGCCGUUCACCAAGCUCUUCCCCCAGGAUACCAACUCGUUUCCGAGGUCCAGCUUUUGGGCCUCUUCCUUACCAUCUAUGCGUCACCCGCGAUCCGCGACAGCAUCUCUUCAAUCAGUAGCACGUACGUGGGUACCGGGUUGAUGGGGUACAUGGGCAACAAAGGCGCCGUUGCGACUCGCAUGGUCCUUGGGGAGACCACACGUCUGGUCUUUGUAAAUUGCCAUCUCGCUGCAGGGUCAGAUAAAGGGAGUCUAGAACGGCGCAAUUGGGACGCAAUGCAAAUCACCCAGCGGGCCAAGUUCGAGCCUGUGGAAUCUGAAGAUAAAUCCCAGGAAGGCCAAGGUGAUAGCAUUGGCGAGGAGGAUUUUACUUUCUGGUUCGGUGAUCUCAACUAUCGUCUCGACGAUAUCCCCGGUGAUGAUGUGCGACAAGUUCUCGCUCGGCACACGGAGAACUCGUAUGACGCCGCACUACAGGGGAAGCACUCCAAGUCUGGCAGCCGUCGAAACUCUCACACCUCCAACUCCUCAUCUGACAACGGACCGCCAUCACUGCCCCCAGGAGGAGGGCUGCCAGAACCGGUAACGGAUGAGGAGAUCGAUCCUCAUAAUGAUCCGGCAUCUCUGCAGACUACCAUUUCAUCUUUGAUUACUCACGACCAACUGCGAAUCCAACAGAAGAAAGGCACUGCUUUCCACAAGGGUUGGCGAGAGGGCCAGAUCUCCUUUUUGCCAACGUACAAGUACGAUGUUGGAAGUGUGGCGUUGUUUGAUACUAGCGAGAAACAGCGUGGUCCUAGCUGGUGUGAUCGGAUUCUCUACCGUACGCGACGAGACAAGCUCAAACAUGAACAGCUCGACCGGGAGGCCGAGGAGGCACGGAAACGAGACAAGGAGAUGCAAGCUCGUGGAUUGGACAAAGCAGUUGCUGAUGAUAAUGUGCUAUUUGACUAUGAUCCCGAGGUUGAUGGUCAAGAUGGCUCCGUUGAGGGUGGUGAUUACGACUCGGACGCUGAUGGAGAUGACGAUUCUCCCGCUGCAUCCGAAGAUGAGCCGCCAGAAUCAAUUCACCAGCAUCAUUAUGUCUCGCACCAGGGUAUCCUUUCGUCGGAUCAUAAGCCAUUGGACGCUAUCUUCACUUUGGCAUUUGAUGCUGUCAAUCCCAGCUUGAAAGCAAAGGUACACCAAGAGGUUGUUCGUGAGUUGGACAAGGCCGAGAAUGAGGCACGACCAGGUCUCACAGUCGUUGUGGAUACCCAUGUCGAUGAAGAUCGAUCCCAACGUGAUCCCAAUACCAUCGAUUUUGGUGAGAUCAAGUACGAUGUCCCGGUUCAUCGGAGCUUGACCGUUGCCAACACAAGCGGUGCCCCUGCGACUUUCUCGUUCGCCGAGAGGUCUACUCUGGGCGAUAAUACGCACGAUAUACCGCCGUGGGUGGAUAUUCAGGUUCAUCACUCUUCUGACCACGAGCCAGCCUCAGGGGAGUCAUCUAAAUCCGAGAGCACUCAUACUUUGCAUCCGGGAGAAGUGGCUAAUAUCGACGUCACGGCGCAUCUUCGGAGCAUUGAGCAUGUGCGGCUACUCAACUUGAAGAAAGCCAAGCUUGAGGAGAUUUUGGUCCUCCAUGUGGACAGCGGCCGUGAUCAUUUCAUCUCUGCCUGCGGAAAAUGGCUGCCAACUUGUUUCGGUUGCAGCGUCGAUGAAUUAACACGUAUGCCCGAGGAGGGUGCCCGCUUCUUCAACGAUGAAACUGUAUCAUCCCGGGAAAGGGGUGCGAAUGAAGUACGGCUGUCAGCACCUCGUGAACUCUUCCGGUUGACUGAAUCUAUCUCCGAGCUGGCAGAACGCGCCGUGGCGGAAUGGAGUAUGACAAAAGGCGAGUCUGAAAAGGAACAAGCACCAUGGACUAAACAGCCUGGCGGUUCUGCAUGGCCAUUCCAGCCGGAUACAUGGACUCUUACGGACCCACACGAGCGUGCUCCCCUUCUUGCUUCAGUUCGCGACUCUCUCGACACUAACGGUUCUCUGUCGAGCAUCUUCGCACCGGAAACCCCUUCUUUGCACAGACUGGAGAUCCUGUCCGAAACCCUCCUGACAUUCCUCAACUCACUCAGCGACGGCAUCGUCACUGCCGAUGUCUGGCAGCAAAUGGAGCAACACAUGAUCACCCGCGAGAAAUCCAAAGCACCAUCUCUAUCAUGGGAAGAAACCCAAGCCUGGGUCCUGGAGAGUCUCGCCUACUCGCCAGCACACAGCGUCUCCUUCACAUUCGUCACCUUCAUGCUCGCCCGUAUCGCAAACGAAGUAGCCCCCGUCCCAUCUACCAUAUCAACUUCCAACAAAGAAAACGGGCGAAAUGACAACUCUACCAAUUCCAUAAACAACGAAGAACCAAGCACAUCUUCAGAAUCUACCUUUACAUUCCCAACACCGCCCACUCCAGCCUCGGCGGCAGCUUUUAUAUCCGGAGGAAGUUUCCGCCGCAAACCAAAACUACCAGAUCCCGAGGUCGUGUCGAGUAAUUCGACCAACGCUGCAGCACGGCGACAGGCCGUCGAGUUGGCGUUGGCGAAUAUCUUCGCCCGUGUCUUGAUUUCAGCCGCUGUUCCUGUCCCGGUGAAGGAUAAGGAGCGUCGAGCGUCUGAUGAGCGGAAGGAGAGUAUUAUUGAGCCAUUUUUGAAGAUGAUUGGUGUUGACGAGCGGGGUCCCUCUGGGGGUCGAUAA